AUGUCAGGGCACCUCGUGCCUGUGGUGGCGGCCGUUGGACUGCUGGCAUUGGUCGCGCUUGCUGUCUAUCGCCUGCACUUCAGCCCCCUCGCUCGCUUCCCGGGACCGAAACUCGCUGCUCUCACCAGGUGGUACGAAGCCUACUAUGAGAUCUGGUGCCAGGGCCACUACUACCGUGAGAUCGAUCGCAUGCACGACAUUUACGGCCCCGUGGUCCGAGUCGCUCCCGAUGAGCUCCAUAUCAGGGAUAGCAAGUUCUUCAACAGCGUGUACAUGAACCCCAAGGUCAACAAGCAUGGCUGGGACAAGAGAUUCGGGGCCCAGACCUCGACCUUCACUACGGUGGAGAGUGCUCCGCACCGGCGGAGGCGUGCGGCGCUCAGCCCAAUGUUCUCGAAACGAGCCAUUCAAGGAUUCGAACCGUUUAUUCGUCGCCAUGUUGAGCUCUUCUCUCAGAGAAUCGGGAAGUUCAGCCUCAGCAAGAAACCUUUGGUUGUGACGGAUGCUUUCCCUGCUUUUACUGGUGAUAUCAUUAUGGAGUAUUCGUUUGGGUUUAUGUAUAACCAACUCGAGGCUCCUAAUUUCGCAUCUUUUCAUGAAGCGUUUAUGGCUAUUGGUUCUUCGGGACAUAUUGCUGCUCAGUUUCCUUGGUUUCUCUCAUUGAUGAACUCAAUCCCAGACGCCAUCGUAGCCAGCCUCCAACCAGCACUAGGAAGCUUACUCCGCCUAAAAAAAGACCAAUGGGACCUCGUAACCCUCACCAUCCGCGGCGGCAAAGAACAAGCCGAAAAAGCCUCCCACCGCACCAUCUUCCACGAGAUCCUCCAGAGCAACCAGCUCCCCCCCUCAGACAAAACCCAACAACGCCUCGCCGACGAAGCCCAGACCGUCGUCGGCGCCGGCGUCGAAACAACCUCCUUCACCCUCUCCGUCGCCCUCUUCCACAUCGUCAACACACCCCACAUCAACGCCCGCUUACACACCGAACUCCGCGCCGCGUCCCCUAACAAAGAUACCCUUCCCUCUUUACAGGACCUAGAGCGGCUUCCCUAUCUCAAAGCCUGUAUCCAGGAAGCGCUCCGCCUGUCCUACGGCCUCACGGCUCGGAAUCCGCGCACGCAUGACAAGGAAUUGCGGUAUGGGGACUGGAUCAUCCCCGCGGGGACGGUGGUCGGGAUGACGAUUGUGGAUGUGCAUCAUGAUGAGAGCAUAUUUCCGGAUUCGGAAAUGUAUAGGCCGGAGAGGUGGUUGGGGGAUCCGAGGACGGGGGAUGGAGAUGGGGAUGGGGUGCCGUUGGAGCAUUAUUUGGUUUCUUUUGGGAGGGGGCCGAGGAGUUGUUUGGGGAAUAACAUGGCCUGGGCAGAACUCUACCUAGUCCUAGCAAUGAUGUUCCGCAGAUACAAGUUCUCGCUGUACGACACGGACGUCAGUGACGUGAGGCUGGAGCACGAUUUCUUCAUCCCGAAUGUGAAGCUGAGUAGUAAGGGGGUUAGGGUCUUGGUGGAGGAGGUUGAGGAUUGA
Mollisia scopiformis is the source of this 1521-nucleotide messenger RNA. Its product is annotated as cytochrome P450. Bases 1 to 1521 code for a protein of 506 amino acids. Gene Ontology annotation, molecular function: iron ion binding; oxidoreductase activity, acting on paired donors, with incorporation or reduction of molecular oxygen; heme binding. The transcript has 6 exons. The record is from RefSeq and is a predicted model, not a curated record. NCBI's taxonomy places the organism in Eukaryota, Fungi, Ascomycota, Leotiomycetes, Helotiales, Mollisiaceae.